Molecule: messenger RNA, 2549 nt
Organism: Lytechinus pictus (painted urchin)
Lineage: Eukaryota; Metazoa; Echinodermata; Echinoidea; Temnopleuroida; Toxopneustidae
Exons: 12
Coding region: 73-750 (225 amino acids)
Source: RefSeq, a predicted model, not a curated record
ACCACUACAACUCUAUCUUUCAUCGGAAUAGAACGCCGUUUCAAUCUGCUUUUGACUAUACACAGCGAAAUCAUGGUUUCUAUUCAAACAUCUUGUGUUUUGUUACUUUUAGUUGUAUUAUAUUCAGGAUUUUCAAAGACAGAUGCACUCACAACGAGUAUGUUUACUGGUACUACAGCCAUCAUGCUGGGAAGCACGGAAGACGCAAUGACGUCAUCUCAAUCAACUGAAUCAGGAAGCACAAAGGAGGCAAUAAUGACAUCUCAUGCUGAAACUACAUUAGGAACCACGGUGGACGCAAUGACGUCAUCAUAUCAAUCAACCGAAUCAGGAAGCACAAAGGAGGCAAUAAUGACAUCUCAUGCUGAAACUACAUUAGGAACCACCGAAGACGCAGUGACGUCAUCUCAUCAAUCGACUGAAUCAGAGCUCGGGACCACUGAUAAGGCAGAAACUGCUGCUCCAACAACGAUGCAUUCAACAGAUCCAGAAAGGACGGUGAAGAAAUUAACAACAGUUCCAACACAAACCCCAGAGAAAACGGAGAAAGUGAUGACAAGCGUUCCUCCUAAAGGUCCCACCCAAUCGUACGUCAUUGACCUCAGUUUUGCAUUCGGAGCUGUCGGUGUCAUUAUAGCCAUUGUCCUCUUCUUCGUGUUUCGAGGGCUGCAUCAGGAUAAAAAAGAGGAAAAAGAAAAGGGAAUGAUAACAAAGAUACCAUUGGAAAACGUAACAUCGGAAGAAAAGUAGCACGUGGAACAGGGUCAAAUGAAUUAUCCACACUGUCUACUACGGCUUUGUAGUGUAGAAACCAUUAUAUGUCAAAGUCAAAGAACUACGUAGGCACCAAGGAAACGGAAAGGGGGGAUGGGGGGGGGGGGGGGGGGGGCUCAGCCCCAACUUUUUUUUAUAGGAAGGUUGUAAAAAGUCAAUUACAAAAAAAAAAAAAACCCAAUAAUAUAUGAAUGUUGGUUGUGAACACAAAUGACAUAGAAAACAAAGAGUCAAACAGAGGGCGCCGAAAGCUCUUCCUGGAUAUAAUUUCGCUUAUUUAUUCAGAACUUUUUUCCUUGCUUUGUCCGAAAGUUUGAUGUUUGCGUCGGCAAGGGGCGAUCAUCUAUAGCUUUUUCCCCUUUUUUAAUGUCAGAAGAUAUUUUUCAAAUCUGACGAGGUAUCCCUUAAUAGGCCAGAGGGCGCGGGGGGGGGGGGGUGUUAGUCGUUCGAGGCAGGGGCCUUAGGAUUUAUGGUGUUUUUUUUUCAGUCAAGAAAAAAAUAAUGGGAGAAACGAGCAGCGUGCACCAAAUCGUUUUGAUUUCGGAGAAGAAAAUAUGUCACCUUUGUAAACCCCGCCCUUUUUUGUUUUAUGGACCUGCUUCUGAUAAAACCCAACAUUUUCGGCGUUGUUCUAGAGAACGUAACAAGGGGCGGUCAAUUUUAAGAUGUCGGUAAAAUUAGAAACGGUUUUGAUAACGACCGGGACACGAAAGGCAGGGGGGAGGUGCCCAAAUCUAUCUUCGAUAUUUCAAGAGAACGUCAAUGUCUUACCCAUGUAUUUGUAUUAUAUUUGUGUUAAGGCAACCACACACAUUUUGACUGGUCCACGAUCCCAUUUGGAGAAAAUCGUAUUUUGCUCAAAAUGUGAAUGUAAAGCAUCUUUUUAUUUGAGGUUCAUAAUUAGCUUGAGGAAUACUAAUAUAACAAUUUUGAAUGAUUGCAAGCCUUUAGUUUGGAGUGAAGGCUAAAUUAUUUUCAAAUCGUAGCCAAUCGUACGACUGCUAUGACGUCAUUACGACUAACUACGGAAUUCGAUUUUAUUAUUAUAAGAAUGAUAGCAUAGUCACAGAUUUGAACAAAGGUAACAGUACGAUGAUUUAGAACAAUACACAGUGAAAUAUUCCAAUCUCAAUAUAAGCAUCAAAUUCUACUACGUUUUAUUCCAAAAUCUGAAUCGCAGGGGCCACGGAAACGGGGGGAAGGGGGGAGGUCUGCCCUGUAAAUCUGAUUAUGGUUAUUUGCAAUGCCCCCCGCCCCGCCCCCUAUCAAAUCCGUUCUGCGGCCCUGAAAAGUGAAAAGUGUGUGUUCAAGGUGUAUCCCGUAACAAGCUUUUUGCUUUCAGGGAACUACGCCUCUUUCUGAUAACAAUUUAUGUAUUUAUAUUCUUAUGACGUGGAGCGUUGUGGCCAAGUGGAUACGUCUUCUGACUUUGAAACAGAGGGUCGUGGGUUCGAAUCCUAGCCAUGGCGUAAUUUCUUUCAGCAAGAAAUCUAUCCACAUUGUGCUGCACUCAACCCAGGUGAGGUGAAUGGGUACCUGGCAGGAUUAAUUCCUUGAAUGCAUGAGCGCUGAAAGGCAGCUCGAGCUAAAACCGUUGUAAUAAUGAUAAUAAUAACGCGCCUCGGAAUAGAAUAUUUCUAGAUAGAUGGCGCAAUAUAAAUUCCUAUUAUCAAUAUUAUUAUGACAAAUAAUUUUGUAUGAUUUAUAUUGAACAAUUAUAUUUUAUGAAAAAUGGAAGAAAAUAAAUGAUUUGUACAUGAAUGAGAGUUAAUUUU